CCGCUGCCCGCCGCGCGCACGCGCGGUGCGGGCGGGCGCGGGCCGGCGGCGGACGCGGCGUUCCCGGCUUGGGCAGCACGGAGCCGCGUCUCCCGGCGGACACGGAGCGAGAGCGGCCGGGCCGGGCGGCAUCGCGGAUUGCGGGGCUGCAGCGGGGGAUGCUGAGCGCGCCCCGGGGCCGGGAAGCCUGCGAGGAGACCCCGCCUGCCGCCCGCCGCAGCGUGGGCCCCGCAGCGCAGCGCGGCGGGAGAGAACCGCCCGCCCGAGCGAGUGUGGAAAAAUGGCAAAGAGAAUUGCAGAGAAGGAACUGACGGACCGAAACUGGGACCAGGAGGAUGAAGCUGAAGAGGUGGGAACAUUCUCAGUGGCGAGUGAGGAGGUCCUGAAGAACAGAGCAAUUAAAAAAGCGAAGCGCAGGAACGUUGGCUCAGAGUCUGAAAGUGGAGGAGCUUUUAAAGGGUUUAAAGGCUUUAUGUUGCCCUCUGGAAAAGGUGGAGGUGGCUUCAGUGGAUUUGGGAAUGGUGCAGGAGUGAAGCCUUUGGAAGGGCUGUCCAAUGGAAGCAGCAGUGUCUCGAGUACUCCUCCUUUCAGCAGUUUGAAGAGCACCUCUGAAACACAGUCAGCAUUUGGCGCCCCAGUGUCCAAUGGCCCCACUGCCCCUGUGUUUGCUGAUAAAAAGGUGGCGAGCCCGAGAGCCAACGGUGGCGGCCAGCCCUGCUCCUCCGGCAGUGCCGCGGGCGCAGCGCCCGCCUCGGGCGCCUACCACAAGCAGCUGGCAGCUCUCAACUGCUCCGUGCGGGACUGGAUCGUGAAGCACGUGAACAGCAACCCCCUGUGCGACCUGAGCCCCAUCUUCAGGGACUACGAGCAGUACCUGGCCAGCAUCGAGCAGCAGCACGCAGCCAGCAGCGACAGCGGCUCCGAGAACGAGAGCGCCAAGACCCCCGGCCCGCGCGCCGCCCCCGUCUUUGGGAGCUCAAAGCCUCAGCAAGGCCCCACGUUUUUGUUCAACAGCAAAACUGAGGACACCUCCGACAAAAAACCAGAAGCUGCGUCAGAAAAAAGAGACCCAUUGUUAGGAUCUACAUCAACUGUCUCGUUUAAUUUUGGCAAGAGCGUUGACAGUUCUGUUCUGGGUUCCCUUGGUUCAGGAACACUUAGUAAUUUCUCAUUUUCUCCUGGGAAUUCAGGUUUGUUUGGAAAAGAUGCAAACCAGGCUAAGUCUGUCGCUGCAGCAUCCACCAGUGUAUUGGAAGCUCAGACAGAUGGUGGCAAUAGCGAUGACAAAGGAGGGGAGGAGGAGGAAGAAGAGCCACCAAAAGUCAUUGUUAAUGAAAUAAAAGAAGAUGAUGCUUUCUACUCCAAGAAGUGCAAACUGUUCUACAAAAAGGAUAAUGAAUUUAAAGAAAAAGGUGUAGGAACAUUACAUUUAAAACCAGCAGGAAAUGAAAAAACUCAACUCUUAGUACGAGCAGAUACCAAUUUAGGAAAUAUACUGUUGAAUGUUCUAAUUCCACCCAAGAUGCCAUGCACAAGAACGGGAAAAAACAACGUCCUUAUAGUUUGUGUUCCUAAUCCACCCAUCGACGAGAAGAACCCAGCUGUCCCUGUCACUAUGCUAAUAAGAGUGAAAACAAGUGAGGAUGCAGAUGAGUUGCACAAAAUCUUACUGGAGAAAAAGGAGGCUUAAAGAAGUUGCAGUGGGUAAUUUGAGGAAUUAUUGCCAAACUGCUGCUGCUCUUUUUUUCUUCCCUAACUUCACUUGAACAUUUAAUUCUUUACUCUGAUAUUAAGAACUGUUAUAGGAAUUCUGGAAAAAUGAUGUGAGGAAAAGCUAAACUAGCUAAUAAAAGCUUUAAUAGAACACAA
Prinia subflava (tawny-flanked prinia) is the source of this 1869-nucleotide messenger RNA. It is a transcript of the gene NUP50, whose product is annotated as nucleoporin 50. The coding region runs from base 281 to 1690 and encodes 469 amino acids. NCBI's taxonomy places the organism in Eukaryota, Metazoa, Chordata, Aves, Passeriformes, Cisticolidae. Gene Ontology annotation, biological process: protein import into nucleus. Gene Ontology annotation, cellular component: nuclear pore. The transcript has 8 exons. The record is from RefSeq and is a predicted model, not a curated record.